Messenger RNA from Rhizophagus irregularis DAOM 181602=DAOM 197198, 469 nucleotides. RefSeq lists its product as uncharacterized. The record is from RefSeq and is a predicted model, not a curated record. NCBI's taxonomy places the organism in Eukaryota, Fungi, Glomeromycota, Glomeromycetes, Glomerales, Glomeraceae.
AAUUUUUACCUUCGCUCUAUAAAAUUAACAUCCUACAAAACAAUAAUAAUUUCAAUCGAUCAAAUACUUUCAAAGUCAUCAUGAAGUUUAUUUUAAUGUUCAUUCUUGUCAUUGUAGCUUUUAGCAAUUUUGCUGCAACGGAAUUCUUGGACGAACGUAUUCCUACCAUUGAAAAAUCACUUAAAACCUCACCUUUGGAGACAAGGGCAUUAGUUUGCCCAUCCGGAACAUAUGAAUGUAAUGAUAGUGAAGGAGGAUGUUGCUCGACCGGUACAACUUGUUUACCUAACUUCAAGUGCAGCGGUAGUGGAAAUCAUAGUGGUGGGAUUAUAUUAAAAACAUCACCAACAAUUUCACAAAUACUCUCAAUUGUAUUAGCUUAUUUGUAUUUAAUUUAAUAUUUAUUUAUAUUGAGAUAGUUUUUAGGAUUUAUUGAUUAUUUUAUUGUAUUUUAUUAAAUUAUGUAUUU